UUGUUUGAGCGACGGAACCAACUCCUUCCACGAGGCCACCGCCGGGCCGCAGACCCUUUCCUUAGCGUUCUCGCACGCCGCUAGCUUUGUCGCUGCAGUUAGCCACGAUGAGCGCUCCUCCUCCUCCUCCGCCGGGCAAUGGCCCAGCGCGCCCGCCCGUCCGUCCGCACAAGCCCACCACUGCGAAUCCCCUGGUGGCGAGGAAGAAACCGCGGCCGAAACCCCAGUUCUCCCGACCACCAUCCAAGGUUCCGGGCAAAGGCCUGGAAGAAAAGCCAAAACCCGUGCUCAAUGACAUGAGCGAUCCCGCCAUGCGGCAGCUGGCGCAGAUUCGGGCGCAGAACGGAGGCUGGACUGAGAAAGCCCCGCCCAACUACAAAGACUUUCCACUUGUGAUGACCAAACGUUCCAUGCUAGAGGGCCUGCGGCACCACAUUAUGCGGCUAAGCAAGAACAAGGGGGACUCGAGCAGGGGGAAAUCAGAUGCCAUCGUGGACAUUACAAACCAGGAUCAGUUCCCGCGCCCCGUCACCCUGCUCCGCCGUGACCCGAGGCUCCCGCCCGCCCAUCGUAUGGUAGUGAAGGAGGAGUCUGCUCCUACGGACCCCGCCGAAGCCGCAGAGUAUGAGCGCGCCCGCCAGCUCAAGGCCGAGAAAGAGGCCCAGCGAGCCCUAGACCAGGCGCAGAUUGCUCCAGUGCUCAAAACAAACGAGCCCAAACCCAAGUCGAACAAGAAGGAGAAGCCGACGGCCUUCUACGGCAGGAACUCGGACGCGCAGAAGAAGGAGUCCAAGAUCCAUUACGAGGAGACGUGGCCGUGGCACCUGGAAGACGCCGAGGGCAAGGCGGGCGUGUGGGUUGGGUCGUAUGUCGCCAGCCUAUCGGAUCUCAACGUUGCCCUCGUGAUAGACGGCGCCCGGUUCCGCAUGAUCCCGCUCGAGAGGUACUACAAGUUUGACGAGAAGCCCAAGUUCGACACCCUCUCGCUGGACGAUGCCGAGAAGAUGAUGUACGAGGUCAAGGAGAUCAAGCGGUGGGUCAUGAAGCAGAAAGAUCAGGAGCAGCUGGAGAGGGAGAAGAACGAGACACGACAGUUCUUGCGCGGGCCCACGCGCGUCAAGACGGAGAGCGAGACAUCGCGCUUGGCCCGACGGACCGAGCGGCAGGACGACUUUGAGCUCGACAUGUCCGGCGACGAGUUCCAGGACGAUGACGAGGCGCCAGGAUUCGAGCGCGACGAGGACGAAGACGCAAAGGAGGCCAAGGAGCGCAUCCGCCGCGAGCAGGUGUCGGCUAACACGUUCGGAGAAGGCGAGGAGGAGAAGGUCGAGCGGGAGGAGCGGGAAAGGCAGCUGGAGAAGCUCAGGGCAAAGAUGAUAGGGAAGCGGACGGUCAAGACGCUGAGGAAGCUCGAACAUGGGCAGGACUACGACGACUUGGAGUCGGGGUCUGACGAGAACAACCCCUUUACUGAAGAAUCGGCCUCGGAUGAGGAGGAGUCAGAAAGGGAGUCGGACAGGGAAGACGAGGAGAGCAAGAAGGCCGGUGCCAAGGACCAAAGCGCCUCCGGAGCUAAUACGAGAGGCAGUACGACGCCGUCCGGGAAGCAGAGGACGGUCGAUGCGCUCAAGAAAGGCAAGUUGAAGCGGCCCGGCUCGCCCAACAUGUCCGAGUCGAGCGACAACGAAGCUAUGCGCAAGAAGAUCAAGACGACGCAGGGAUCAGUCGCCCCGAGCCGCGGGGGUACUCCACUUCCCGGGCGGCCGAAGCCGCCGAGCGGUGCCAUGAGUGAUGGCGAGGCUACCGCCGGCGAAGGAUCGGAUGCCGGCGCGAAGCUCAAGAAGAAGCUCAAGGUGAAGCCGGGAAUGCGGCCGGGCGCCACGCCUUCGGGCUCGAGGGCCGGCAGUCCUGCUCCAGCCGCAAACCGAGCUCCCAAGCCCGGCGGUGCCACACCCAGCGGAUCCCCCCCUCCUGGCGGCCAGGCCCCGGACAUCAUCACGGCCAAGGAGAUCGCCGACGCCCUGGCGCCCUAUGCCAAGGAGGGCAUCAGCCUGUCUAAUCUUAUGAAGAAGUUCCAGGGCCGGGUCAACAAGCCUGGCAACAUCAACACGUCUCAGUGGGUCCAGAUGGUCAAGGCUCACGGCGUGUAUGGGCCGGACAAGCUUCUGCGGCCCAAAGCCGCGCUGAGUGGUAACACUGCGCAGAGCUCGUCGGACAAGCCACAGUCGGGGAGUGCUGCGGGACGUUGAGGUGUCUGGUUAGCCCCGGGUGUUACUCGUUAUCGGCGCUCCUGCAUCCUGGUCGCCGGUGG
This is a messenger RNA of Thermothelomyces thermophilus ATCC 42464, 2311 nucleotides long. RefSeq lists its product as uncharacterized. Gene Ontology annotation, biological process: transcription initiation at RNA polymerase II promoter; positive regulation of transcription elongation by RNA polymerase II. The record is from RefSeq and is a predicted model, not a curated record. Gene Ontology annotation, molecular function: RNA polymerase II general transcription initiation factor activity; TFIIF-class transcription factor complex binding; DNA binding. Gene Ontology annotation, cellular component: transcription factor TFIIF complex; nucleus. The coding region runs from base 108 to 2249 and encodes 713 amino acids. NCBI's taxonomy places the organism in Eukaryota, Fungi, Ascomycota, Sordariomycetes, Sordariales, Chaetomiaceae. The transcript is spliced from 3 exons.